Molecule: messenger RNA, 444 nt
Organism: Paramuricea clavata
Lineage: Eukaryota; Metazoa; Cnidaria; Anthozoa; Malacalcyonacea; Plexauridae
Source: the annotation of a GenBank genome assembly
AUGGAUAAUCUAAAGAUGGAAAAUCACAAGCUUAUGAAUGAAAACAUUGACCUCAAAAGCAAGAACAACUUGAACGAGAGAGUGAAUAAUCUAAGCUAUAUCUUGGCAGAUUUGCAGGGUAAGGCCAAAAUCGCUGAGGAUGAAAAGGAUUCCCUAAUUGAUGCUAUGCGAUUACUCAUCGAAGACCUCAAUUACAAAGAUUUGAAUCACAAAGAAAGUGUGAUAAAUGCAAAUCGUAAUGAAGAAAUGGUACAAAGGUGCCCACAAAUGACAAAUUGUUUACAGCAGACAAACGAAGUGUCAAACGAAGCGAUUAAUCCGAGUAUUAAUUUAAGCAAUAGGUUUUCCGCCCUAAGUGUUGACAAAAACGACGUAAGCGAUCGCAAUGCCUGGGAUGCUGUAAGAAACGAAGUAGAACAUACAUAUGCAGACACCCAAUCGUAA